GGUAGAACGCUUAAAACAUUAUAUAAAGAGAUACAAGCAGGGAGUCUUUCACUCACAUUUCACUAAAGCUUCCUAUUAUCUCUCUCUUUUUCUCAAUUAUGGAGUUCUCUGUGAGGUCAUUUGCAAUAGUGUCCCUCCUGCUGUUGGUUUCCCUGUCCACUGAUAUGAGUGGUCCUCUUGUGGUGGAUGCUAGAGGAUGUAACUGGGAUCUUUGUCAAAAAUUUUGCUCACUUUUUGGUAAGCCAGCAUGCUGCCCAGGACCAUUUGGUCCGUGCCGUUGCACAGGAGGUUGUCCACGUAUUACGAGUCGUCCUCUCGUGGAGGAUGUUCAAGUUCGACGUUGUGACGUGGAUCUUUGUAAACAAUUCUGCCAGCUUCAGGGUUUUCCAGGAGGAUGCUGCUCAGCAUUUAAUGACCAGUGUGCAUGUGGAGAAAUUUGCCCAAACGAAGAGCCUUUCAUUAAGGAGAUAGUAACCGCUUGAUGCUUUGCUGCAACAGCAGGCGAAUAAAGUGCUUAUCUAUCUGUAAAGCUGGUUGAGUUAAAUAAACUGUAGAUCUCUGCUUAGAGACUACAUUAAACUGGCUGUAGUUAAAUAAACUGUAGUCUUUGCUUGAAGACUACAUUGUGGAAAUGUAGCCAUCUUUAUUUAUUCGCCUGCAAGUGCUUAUAUAUCAUGUUGUGUAUUUUAAUAAACUUGGAAUGAGUAUAUUGUCAAAUAAUUUUUGUUGUCUU
Molecule: messenger RNA, 733 nt
Organism: Olea europaea var. sylvestris
Lineage: Eukaryota; Viridiplantae; Streptophyta; Magnoliopsida; Lamiales; Oleaceae
Exons: 2
Coding region: 99-482 (127 amino acids)
Source: RefSeq, a predicted model, not a curated record